Molecule: messenger RNA, 993 nt
Organism: Sapajus apella (tufted capuchin)
Lineage: Eukaryota; Metazoa; Chordata; Mammalia; Primates; Cebidae
Gene: AKIP1
Product: A-kinase interacting protein 1
Exons: 6
Coding region: 96-728 (210 amino acids)
Biological process (GO): regulation of non-canonical NF-kappaB signal transduction
Cellular component (GO): nucleoplasm
Source: RefSeq, a predicted model, not a curated record
GGAGCGCUAGGCCGGUUCUUCCUAGGACAGCGCUGUGCGCAGGCGCCUUGACGAGUGGGCCGAGUGAGGGGGCGCCUUACGUAGCGGAGGGAGCCAUGGACAACUGUUUGGCGGCCGCGGCGCUGAACGGGGUGGACCGACGUUCCCUGCAGCGCUCAGCAAGGCUGGCUCUGGAAGUGCUGGAGCGGGCCAAGAGGAGGGCAGUGGACUGGCAUGCGUUGGAGCGUCCCAGAGGCUACGUGGGGGUCUUUGCCCGGGAGGCGCCCCACCUGGAGAGACGGCUGGCAGCCGGCCCACAGCGCUUUCUCCUGGGAGAGAGAGAAGAGAGACCCCCAACCCUUAGUGCUUCCUUCAGAACAAUGGCUGAAUUCAUGGACUAUACUUCAAGUCAGUGUGGGAAAUAUUAUUCAUCUGUGCCAGAGGACGGAGGGGCAACCCAUGUUUAUCGUUAUCACAGAGGCAAGUCGAAGCUGCACAUGUGCCCGGACACAGGGAGUGGUCAGAGAAAAGACAGAAGAAAGACAUCCCUUGGUCCUGGAGACAUCUAUCAAGUGUCAGAACAUGCUCCAGAGGCAUCCCAGACCGCUGAGAAUGUCUCUAAGGACCUCUACAUAGAAGUAUAUCCAGGGACCUAUUCUGUCACUGUGGGCUCAAAUGACUUAACCAAGAAGACUCAUGUGGUAGCAAUUGAUUCUGGACAAACUGUGGACCUGGUCUUCCCUGUGUGAUGUUGACCAUCACCUUUUUUUAAGCAGUAAAAAUAAAGUCACUGUAUGAUUCUCUUAAUAGCUGUACACUAAUCCUGUUUUUAGUGCUGACUGGGUCAGCCUUCCCAGGAACUGGAAUCUGUCUCUCAGUGUGCCUUUCUUGAGGGUGUAGAAGUCCUCCAUCCUUGUUUGCCUGACAGUAAUAUAAUCAUGCUGUCUGAACAGAUUUUACUGCCUGCUUUCCAAGUAAAGGUUAAUUAUGAUAAUAAAGAGAUUUGGAAAUGAA